Messenger RNA from Trichoplusia ni (cabbage looper), 4824 nucleotides. It is a transcript of the gene Hex-A, whose product is annotated as hexokinase type 2. The transcript has 9 exons. Gene Ontology annotation, biological process: glucose 6-phosphate metabolic process; glycolytic process; intracellular glucose homeostasis. The record is from RefSeq and is a predicted model, not a curated record. Gene Ontology annotation, molecular function: glucokinase activity; D-glucose binding; mannokinase activity. NCBI's taxonomy places the organism in Eukaryota, Metazoa, Arthropoda, Insecta, Lepidoptera, Noctuidae. The coding region runs from base 719 to 2080 and encodes 453 amino acids. Gene Ontology annotation, cellular component: cytosol; mitochondrion.
AGUAUUAAAAUAUUUCAUGAUGAACAAACAAAGUUUCCGAAAACCUAAUAUUUUAUCGUUUUUAAUAAAUACAUUUUAACGUUUCAAAGUUUGCCUAUAUAAUUAACACAACACAAAAAUAAACCAACCACUUUUACUUAUCCUGGCAAUAAUGCUCAUUUUAGAUUUGCAUGCGUGCGUUAACCAUAAUCGAACUUUACACACAUUUAAAAAGAACAAGUCACCACUACUAAUGCAAAUACGAACAUCGAGGAAUGCCAUGACGUCAAGAGCGAGCCCACGCGCUAGCCAAUCAGAAUCGCGGACUCAGGGGCACGACUUGGGAAGUGCGAUAAAACACGCUUUCCGAUUUUAAAAUAUUAUGGACCUAAAGGUUAACUUUAUAUCUAUGGUACAUAUAGAACGCCGUUGUUAUAAAGGAUUGGCGAUAUUAUUUACAUAAAAAAUAUGUUUGUCAUAUGGGUCUUCCGUACCGUUCUAACACAUGCAAAAUGAAUUCACUAAAGCGAGAUAACAAUAGUUUAAUAUCAUGAAUGAAAAAGACCGCGUCUGUAUGAGCGUUCGACGCAGUGCUGACGGCAACGUCCGUUAGUAUUAGUAGCUAGAGCCGUAUUCCUCAUUUUCUUGCGGAUCAGGCGAGACGUGUCGUCGAGUAUAACCUUAUAAACCGCGCAGUGUUUUAUUUUAUUAUCAACUGUCAGAGCACAAGUGUUUCAAAAUGGGCAUAGUUAUAAAUAAUUUACCAAAGAUUCGCGAAGAAUGCGAAGUCUUACAUUUGUCGGAUAAACAAAUCAAGGAGAUAAUGAGCCGCCUCCACAAUGAUCUGAUCAAAGGGCUCGGUAAAGACACGCAUGCGAAUUCAAUUGUCAAGUGCUGGAUUACUUACAUUCAAGAUUUACCCAAUGGAAAAGAACGCGGUAAAUUCCUUGCUUUGGAUUUAGGAGGAACUAAUUUCAGAGUUUUAAUUAUUAACUUAGGAGCAAAUCAUUUCGAUAUGCAGUCCAAAAUUUACGCUAUUCCAAAUCACAUUAUGACUGGUACAGGCAUCGCUCUAUUUGACCACAUAGCUGAAUGUUUAGCAAACUUUAUGAAGGAGCAUGAUGUUUAUGAAGAAAGAUUAUCACUUGGUUUUACGUUCAGCUUCCCUCUAAAACAAUUGGGUCUCACAAAAGGAAUCCUACAGCGAUGGACCAAAGGAUUCUCCUGUACAGGAGUCGUCGGAGAAGACGUCGUCCAGGGACUAAGAGAUGCCAUUGCCAGACGAGGGGACGUACAAAUUGACAUAUGCGCUAUUCUGAAUGAUACUACGGGAACAUUGAUGUCAUGCGCGUGGAAAAACCACAACUGCAAAAUAGGACUCAUCGUUGGUACAGGCAGCAACGCUUGCUAUGUAGAAAAGACAGAAAAUUGCGAACUGUUUGAUGGAGAACCCGGUAAACCUGAACUUCUCAUAAACACUGAAUGGGGCGCAUUUGGUGACGACGGAGCCCUAGACUUUGUUCGCACUGAGUUCGACCGAGAAGUUGACAAUAACUCUAUCAACCGAGGAAAACAGAUACAAGAGAAGAUGAUUUCUGGAAUGUACAUGGGAGAGCUUGUUCGGCUAGCGCUAGUGAAGUUCACAAAGAUGGGACUCCUAUUCGGGGGACGUGGAUCGGAUUUGUUGUUCCAACGCGGCAGCUUCUACACCAAAUACGUUUCGGAAAUUGAAUCAGACAAACCAGGAGACUUCACCAGUUGUAUGGAAGUCCUUGAAGAACUUGGUCUGUCACACGCAAGCGAAGCAGACAUGGCAGCAGUGAGGCACGUGUGUGAGGCUGUGUCGAGGCGCGCAGCUCACCUCGUGUCGGCCGGUAUCGCCUGCCUGCUCAACAAGAUGAACGAGCCUCACGUCACCGUCGGCAUCGACGGCUCAGUAUACCGUUUCCACCCACAUUUCCACACGCUCAUGUGCGAAAAGAUCGCGCAACUCGUCCGGCCUGGCCUAAAGUUCGACCUGAUGCUAUCAGAGGACGGCAGCGGUCGCGGCGCGGCGCUGGUGGCGGCCGUGGCCUGCCGCCAGAGCAGUACGGUGGCGUAGGCCCCCCCCCCCACACCCAGCGAUCUCUCCGCCGAGCGCCACGCCGCCGCGGCUGUGCUACUCCGAGCCUUCGCAUGUAAGCCGCAACACAACAGACACUGCAGUCAACUAAAUAACAAUAUAUUUUUAAAAUUGUUUACUAUACCAUAUUUGUAUAACGUUCAAUCUUUAUAGAACUGUAAGUGUCAAUCACUAAAGAUGAAAUAUAAGCCGGGAAUACACUGUUUUACAUUUAUAAAGAUCACUUAAAGUUCUCGUAAAAAUCAAUCAAUAGGCAGACGGAAAUGAUAAUGUAUGGCCUUAAGCUCGCGGCUGUUAGCACAUUUACUAAAUUAUGUAGAUAGAAUACAAUGUAUACAGGAUAUGUAUACCUAGCCACUGUGUGCUUAUGGUUUCACGGCUUUAUGCAUACGCGCUAUGUUGAAAUUAAAGUUGGCUUUAUCGCUGCAUGAAAUUUAGAAAAUCUGUUCUACAAAUGCAGUAAGUUUGUUAGACACUAAGAUUCAAUAUUUCGGCCAACGAGUUACUUAAUUUUAUUUUUGCAAUUUGUUUGUACUUAAGUCUAGUCAGGGUUGUAGGGGUCUGCUUCUAAAAUUUCGUUUUUCUUUAAUCUGUUUGAUUUUUGAUCUUUUCACAUUUUGUUUUUGAACAGAAUAAGACUGAUUUAGGUGAAGAACAUCAACGACGUAAAUAGUCAGAUUUGAACAUGAUCUUAGUGUCAAUCAGUGUACAGCAGUAACAUAAGCAUUUCCUUGCCAGCACACAGUAAGAUGGCUCAGAAUUCUCUUCAGUGACUUGUGUUAUAUUAGCAAUAAGUAGUUUUAUAGUAUUGUAUAUUUUAUCGGAGAGAAAGCUCUUAUAUUGUUAAGUAGAUAUGUAAUUUUAUAUACUAAUAGCAACUGUUGAAAAAUUAAUUAGAAUGAUAUUAUAAAUUACUUAAUAACUAAACACUUAAUGCAAAGUACUUCUUGAGAAAAUUGUUAAUUUAGAAGUAAUUGUUAAACGCAACGUGUUGCGCAUUGUUUGAUAUAAAUUGUAAAGGUUUGGUUUUUAAAAGUAAUGUAUUGGAAGUCUCCACGUAAAGUUUUUCAUAGUUUCGAACUUAAUAUAUUUUUGUUACAAGCUAUAAGUUGUGAUGUCAUAUGGGUUAUGGCGAUUGGAUGAUAACGAUUCAUAUAAGUAAUUGUUUGUUUAAUUAAACAAACUAUGCAAUUUGACAACCGUUGUUUGCAUAACAUCCAGUCUACAUAGAACCUAUCAAAGUAUCAAGCCCGAAUGAUAGCUUAUUCCAAAAUCAGAAUAGACCGAGCCGAACCUACUACAUUCUCGGUUAGAAUCUCAUACUUGUAGAUCCUUUUUCGUUAUUAUAAUCAUUCCAUUAAAAAAGAACAUAAAUAAAGUGAGAUUUGGAAUUUAAUCAAUUUAAAAAAUAUAGGUAAUACAACACAGCAGUGUUGUUUUAAUGUGGAGUAUAUUAAAUACACAAAUCACAGAAGUUGCAUAAGUGUUUUGAUAUUUUACUGUGAUAGAACUAGGACCAGUUCAACUAUAUUAUUUCUUUGCUAAAUUUGUUGACUCUAUUCAGCAAUUAAUGCUGUUCGUGUGCCUAUAUUUUGACUUGUUUAAAUAGUAUCCAUUUAUCAACAAUAGUAUAAACAGCGUUUAUUCUUAAAUAAUGAUUAAAACUGUAAUUCAUAACAAGUUAUCUAUAAAUUUAUAAUCGGGUUCACUUUAACAUACACACAACCAAUUAUAGUUCCUAGAUUCAUUAUAUAGGUGCAUUUUAAUUUAUGUAUGCGAUGUUUCGUUACAAGUAUGUGUGCUGCACGCUGUUACGAACACUAUUAGAUUUAUUUGUAAGUAAUCAUGGUGGAAUAAGUGUACAGUGUUAGAAUCUAUGUAAGUACAUUUAAUUAUUUAGUUGAACUAAUACUUGCGUUAACCAAGCUGAGCUUGUAAUUCAGGCGUUUAGUUUUCAUAUCAACAGUUAAUAUAAAAUUAUAUAGUAGAAAAGUACAACCGAAAGUUUUUAUAUUUAUAGCACAUAAACCGGAUACGGAUAAAAAUACAAAAAGUUUGCAAUGCCUUGUUCAGUUUCAUUACAAUAAUGAGUUCCAACAAAAUACAUAAAACUAUGUAUAUUUGAUUAUUAUUAUCUACUUAUUUGCUCAAAUGGUGAAUUUUAUUACUAAAAAGAUAUUUAUUUAUAAAAACGUGUAAAUUUUUGUAAGAAUACAUCAUAUGAAUUCAAUAAGUGACCUUAUUUUCUUGUUGUUUUUAUAAAACUUCAGUUACAUGAAUUAUAAAAGAUAUGGAAACUUUCUGCAUCAAAUAACAAUAUACCACAUUCCACAUGUAUCUGGAGGGUCAUAAAUGUGUGUUGAUUUUACUACUACCCGCAGAAAAUGUACAUAUCAAAUUCAGUACCUAUGCCUCGAAAGACAGGCGAGUUUACGUUUAGAUACAUUACCAACAAAUUGUAAAUAAUACUUUUGUUCUAAAAACUGGACAUACGAUACUUAUACUUGUUGUUGUUUAAAUUAUGUUAUAUUUCUUAGUUGUGUUUUUAAUAUGAAUAUUUUUUAUAAAUUCUACACAUGCUUCGUAGAUAAUUAUUGUGUCAAUCAAAUUAUGUUUGGGCCAGUUAAUGGUAGUACCUAAUCAGAUUAAUUUUAUGUGCAAGCUCUAAGGCAUAGGAGCUACUAGAAAUGUUUUAUUUCAGAAAUAAAUUUGUAUAAAACCUA